AUGGAAACUAGUUCAGAUCCAACCUAUUUAUUACCGGAUUAUUCAAAAUUGUCGGAUAGUCAGUUUACACAAGUAUUAUUAACAUCAGCACCAACUAUUAUGAAUAAAGAUAAACUUAUUGAAUUAUUGAAUCAGAAACACAUAUUCGUAUUUAUUCGUCAACUCACACAACUCAUCAAUAAAUUAAAUUGUUCUAAAUUACAACAUGAACAAUGGUCUUACUAUUCUAAUCUUGGCUUGACUGAAGGUAUUUGGAACGGCCGAGUAUCGAAAACAAAUGGCUGA
Messenger RNA from Rotaria sp. Silwood1, 285 nucleotides. NCBI's taxonomy places the organism in Eukaryota, Metazoa, Rotifera, Eurotatoria, Philodinida, Philodinidae. The record is from the annotation of a GenBank genome assembly.